AUGGAUAAUUCUGCAAGGCUUGAUAUUAUAAAUCCAAUAGCAGAUGUGAAUCUCAUUAUUAAAAAAAUCCAGAACAAUUGUCAUAGAACCCUAAAUUCAAGUAAAGAAUGCUUUCCAUAUGUGGAGAGCUAUGCAUAUAAGCAUAUACCAGAAAAUAAGAGCUUUUCUAUAAUAGAUGGGAGUUUUGGAAUAAGGGGAAACAAUGGUUACGAAAACCAUUCUCAUGAGUCUACAUUGAAGCAUAGUGAUGGGAAAUUUACUGUGAAAGGGAUGUUUCAAACAAAACGGAAAAAUUUUCAGAGCUUGCAGUCUUGCUUUAAAAUUUAUAAAUCAAAAAGGAAUCAAGAAUCUGUAAAACAGAUGAGAUCUUUUGAUGCUUCUUGGACAGAUAUUGUCAAAAAACUAAUAUAUAUUAAUAACUGAUGAUCUGUAUAAUAUAAAAUCUUCAUAUUUUUAUAUCAUUAAAUCCUAAUAGUCCCAAAUUAGUCUAAACCUAAAUAGUUUGAAUAGAAAAGCACGCCUUUUGAUAGCUUUUAUCUAAUAAAUAGGAAAAGAGAUAAUCAGUAUGAACGUUUUUAUUCAUUCAAAUUAGAUAUAAACUAAUAUAAUUCUAAAUGAUAAGCAAAAAAUUCAAAAAAUACAAAAAAGCUCGAGAAGACGGUUUUCUACUUAUAGAUAUAGCAGAAAGACGCCUUCACCAACUCCCAUAAUUGACCAAAAAACAGACUCGUCUUAUUUAAUGUCGAAGUCUUCAAAACUUCAUACCAAGCAUCAAAAAUGUAAUCAUAGAAAAAUAAAUUCAACAGAAACUUCCACGCAUGAAAAAAAUUCCGAUUUUAAACCCGCUAUAUCAAUCGAAACGAAAAUUUUGCCAAAGAAAAUAAAUGAAUUUUGGCAUUAA
This is a messenger RNA of Blepharisma stoltei, 901 nucleotides long. Lineage: Eukaryota; Ciliophora; Heterotrichea; Heterotrichida; Blepharismidae. The record is from the annotation of a GenBank genome assembly.